AUGAGCCACACCCAUCCUCCAAGCCACGGACUUCGCCGCCGCGACGCGCUCGCCGCUGCAUUGGCCGGCAUCGCAACGCCUUUUGCCGCACUGGCCUCGGGCCCCGAGUCCAACUGGCCCAACCGCCCCGUGCGCAUGGUGGUGCCGUUUCCGCCCGGCGGCGGCUCCGACGCAGUGGCCCGCAUCCUCUCGACCGUUCUCUCGGAAAAGCUGGGUCAGCCCGUGGUGCUCGACAACAAACCCGGCGGUGCCGGCACGGUGGGGGUGACCUACGCGCUGCAGCAACCGGCGGAUGGCUACACCAUCGUGUGGUGCACGCCCGCCGCGCAGUACCUGGCUCCCAAGUCGGUGCGCUACGACCCGGUGGCCGACUUCGCGCCGGUGAGCCAGACGGUGGCCGCCACCUACAUCCUCGUGGUCGACCCGAAGCUGAACAUCCAUUCUGUGGCCGACCUCGUCGCGGCGGCCAAGGCCAAGCCGGGGAGCAUCAACUACGCCACCGCGGGCAUCGGAGGCCAGGGGCACCUCAUGGGGGCGUAUUUCAACCUGCUGGCCGGUACCGACAUGACCAUGGUGCCCUUCACCGGCGAGGCUCCGGCCAUCACGGGCGUGAUCGGCAGCCAGGUGCAUGCCACGUUUGUCAGCAGUGCCGCCGCCAUGCCGCAGGUCAAGGCGGGCAAGGUGCGGGCCAUCGGUAUGUCCGCUGCCAACCGCCUUCCCGGCAUCCCCGCGGACAUUCCUCCGAUUGCCGCGACGCUCCCGGG
This is a messenger RNA of Ostertagia ostertagi, 764 nucleotides long. NCBI's taxonomy places the organism in Eukaryota, Metazoa, Nematoda, Chromadorea, Rhabditida, Trichostrongylidae. The record is from the annotation of a GenBank genome assembly.